GGGGGUGUGACCUAACGGGGAAGGAGAUCCGUUUCUCUGUACCGUUGAUAUCGCUGAGCUCCUUUGCUGCGGUCCAUCUCACUGUCAAGACUCAGUCGGAUCUCCAGAAAUUAACCGCUAACUGAACUUUUUCAGGAUGUCCAGGGAGCAGCAGGCGGUGGCUUGUGCCAGGAGAGCCUUUGAAACAGGCAGGUCCAAAUCUUUAGAGCACCGCAUCCGCCAGCUGAAGAACCUACAGCGGUUAUUCACUGAGAGACAGAAAGAGAUUUCAGAUGCCAUCAAGAAAGAUCUCAAUAAGAGUGAGGUGGGGACCCAGCUGUAUGAGACUCUAGGUCUGGAGGGGGAGAUCAGCCUGGCCAUCAGAAAGCUGAAGGAGUGGGCGGCCCCUCGUCCCGUGGAGAAGAACCUGCUGACCCUCUCGGACACCGUCUACAUCAAGCCGGAGCCACUGGGAGUGGUGCUGAUCAUCGGGGCGUGGAACUACCCCUGGGCUGUCACCAUCCAGCCACUUAUUGGAGCCAUCGCCGCUGGUAAUGCAGCUGUGGUUAAGCCCUCUGAGGUCUGUGUUCACACUUCAAGGGUCAUGGAGGAGCUGCUGCCAAUUUACAUUGACAAAGAGCUUUACCCUGUAGUAACCGGAGGAGUGCCAGAGACCCAGGAGCUGCUGCGCCAGCGGUUCGAUCACAUCUUCUACACCGGCAACAGCAUGGUGGGCAAACUGAUCAUGGAGGCUGCCGCCAAACACCUGACGCCUGUCACCCUGGAACUGGGUGGAAAAAGCCCCUGCUACAUCGACAAGAACUGUGACAUAAGCGUAGCCUGCAGACGUGUCACCUGGGGAAAGUACACCAACUGUGGUCAGACCUGCAUCGCUCCAGACUACAUCCUGUGCGAGCCCAGCAUCCAGGACCGGGUCGUCGAAGAGAUCAAGAAGUCCAUUAAGGAUUUCUACACAGACAACCCAAAGACCUGCCCUGACUAUGGACGCAUCAUCAACCAGCGCCACUUCAAGAGGAUAAUGGCCAUGUUGGACGACAGCACGAUCGCCAUAGGAGGAGACAAUGAUGAGUCAAACUGCUACAUAGCCCCCACAGUGCUGCGUGACGUGAAAUCGGACGCCAAGGUGAUGCAGGAGGAGAUAUUUGGACCUCUGCUUCCCAUCUUGACAGUCAGCGGCCUGGAUGAAGCGAUCAAGUUUAUCAAUAAGGGAGAGAAGCCUCUGGCCCUCUACGUCUUCACACCAGAUGACAAGGUGAUAAAGAGGAUGGUAGAUGAGACCUCCAGCGGAGGACUGCUGGCCAACGACUGUCUUGUACACUAUUCUGUCAGUUCUCUGCCUUUUGGAGGAGUGGGAAACAGCGGUAUGGGUUGCUACCAUGGCAAGUUCAGCUUCGACCAGCUGAGCCACCUGCGUAGUUGUCUUGUCAAAAAGCUGACCAUGGAGGGGGUGAACAGCAUGCGAUAUCCGCCUCACACACCCAAGAAACUUGGCUGGGCGCGCUUCUUCAUUCUGAAGACCGUAGACCUGGGCUGGAUGGGGCGGAUGGCGCUCUUAGCCGUCCUGGCUGUGGUGGCUGCCGCUGUGCUACAGAAGUUUCUCCUUUGAAGACGUCCUGCUGCUUUUCAGACAACACUGACCCUCUGGACCAGAGAGAAGAAGAGAUAACAUUUCACCAAGAUGUUUCUGUAUAAAUCAAAUCAGCAUCUGCAAGCACUGCUGGAAUAUUCCAGGUGUUGCCUUAAUGCAUUUUACAUUUUAACAACAGAAUCACAAGUUUCAUGUAGUUCACUGUAGAGAGCAACUUUUCGUGAAGGUAAUAAUUUAUUCCCAUAUAAGGCUCUUAUAUUUGUGUUCAGCAUUACUAUGUUCCAUUUUAACCUUUUAGAUCAGGUUUGUAUAAUUAAAAAAAUGUCAACAUCCUUUAUAAUGUACAAUACAAUGCAAAGAUUUUGCCAUUAAUUAUUUUAAAUGAAGAAACACAAUGCCUAAAGCUCCUGUACGACUUACAGUAUAGCAUUUACCAACAGCACAAUCAGUGCUCACUGAAGGGCACAGAAAAUGAAGUUAGUAAAAUUUAACUAACCUUUAAUUUUUUUGAUCAUAAUGAAGCCGUUUUUACUGUGUAGGAAUUUACCUGCAGUUCACUUUUAGUCCGUUCCACUUUAAUGAUGGAUUAGCCAUUAACCUGACAUUCAGCCUUAAGGUGCUUGAUCAUUUCUGCCCAGUGUUUUGUUUUGUUUUGUUUUGUUCUGUUUUGUUUAUCUAGCUUGUGUCUGUCCACUAAUGGCAGAAAAGAAGACGAAAUGUCUAGUCUGUCUCUGUGAAUCAAACAGGAUCAUAUGAAGGACGUUUUUAUUUCCAAAUGCCUGUAACAGAUUUAAGUAACUUGUUUAAUUUUUGAACAGUAGUUGCUACAUGUUCUUUUUUAAUCACACCAGUAAAUUAAUAGUUGAAUAUAGAUCCAUGUAUAUUGGAUUAAUAUUGAAAUAAAUAUAUUUCUAUAUGUUUCA
Toxotes jaculatrix (banded archerfish) is the source of this 2511-nucleotide messenger RNA. It is a transcript of the gene aldh3a2b, whose product is annotated as aldehyde dehydrogenase 3 family, member A2b. The record is from RefSeq and is a predicted model, not a curated record. Gene Ontology annotation, biological process: aldehyde metabolic process. Gene Ontology annotation, molecular function: aldehyde dehydrogenase (NAD+) activity. The coding region runs from base 137 to 1606 and encodes 489 amino acids. The transcript has 11 exons. Gene Ontology annotation, cellular component: cytoplasm. NCBI's taxonomy places the organism in Eukaryota, Metazoa, Chordata, Actinopteri, Toxotidae.